CGUCCAGGCGCGGCAACGGUCCCCAGAUCGCGCCUCGGUCUCUCGUUCAACAAGGCUGAAGUCAUCGUCACUCCGUUUUCCAAUUGAUCUUCAUAAACAAAGUUAUCCAUCACACGACAUGUCAGGACCACCCGCGCGAGGAGGCCUGUCCCUCUACGCCAACCUUCUCGAACCCAGUGGCACAAGCGAUUCGACCUCUACCUCGAACGAUGCUGUCGCAAACAAGCAAGAAGACGCCCCGGCAAAGAAGGCCGUAAAUCCAGCAUUCGCCUUCCAACCCAUCCGCCGACCACAAGUCAAACAACCAAACAAACCCAAACCAACCCUCCCCAAAGCGCCACCCUCCAUAUCCAUAGCAGCAGUCGCGGCAACCGUCAAGACAUCCGAACCCGAAAACAAUGGCACAACUGCUGCCACAACGACAUCAACAGCGAAUGCCGCAGCGCCCCAACAGCGCAGCACCCUAGCCGACUGGGUAGCCACCGAAGACGACGAGUACCUCUACAACGGAUCCAACAACCGACGAGAACGCGGCGGGCGCAGAAAGAAGAAGAAGAAGAACGAUGACCGACCAGUCGAGACGAAUUGGGACGAGCUCUACGAUCCAGCAAGACCUACGAAUGUCGAGGAAUACCUUCGCAGCGACGAGCGCAUCAGGGAGAUUCGCGACUGGAAGGCGGUGUUGUAUGCGCAUAGACGGAAGAGGAGGGACAGCUUUGAUAGUAGGAGGAGUGAUGAAGAGGAGGAAGAGGAUAGGAGGGUCACGAAUAACCAGUUCGCGCCUCCGGCUUCUUUCUCGUUCGCACCACCACCCAUGUCACCACCACGAGCUACAACAACGGCAGCAGCACCAACGCCAGCGGUAUCAAUACCAGUAGACGAAUCCGCCGACGAAGCCUACGCUCGAAGACUAGCACUAUCAGGCAUGGCACCACCACGACGAUCACCUUCCCCCCCUCCACCACAACCACCUGCCGAACCCUCAGCACCAGAUACAGCAACAAUCUCCCGCGCCCCAGUCCGCUACGAAGCUCCACCACAACCCCCCUCCGCCCCCGAAGCCUCCGGCGACGACGCAAUGGACCUCGACUCGUCCGACAACGAAGAAGUCAACUACGACGCCAUCCCCGUCCCCCUCGGCGCCGCCUCCGCCUCAGAAGAACCUGAAUCCGCCUCCUCUGACGCUCCCAAAUCAAAACUACCAGGCCAAGCCGGUUUCGCCGCCCGUCUCAUGUCCAAAUACGGCUGGACCGCCGGCUCCGGUUUGGGAGCUUCAGAAUCAGGUAUCACCUCCGCGCUGCGCGUGCAAGUGGAGAAGCGCAAGAAGCGUUCGGAUGCUGAAGGGGGUGGGUGGGCGGAACCUGGUGGGAGGGGGAAGAUCAUUGCUGGGAAACCUGCCGCUGGUGGUGGUGGUGGUUCGUCCAAGGAAGAAAAGGACGGUGGCAGGUUUGGGAAGAUGAGUGAAGUGAUUGUGUUGGAUCAUAUGCUUGAUGGGAUGAGUGAUGAGGAGUUGAGGCAGGAGGUUGAGGGGGGAGAACUGUAUGAGGAGAUUGGGACGGAGUGUGGAGAGAAGUAUGGAAGGGUGAUGAGGUUGUUUGUGGAGAGGGAGGGGAGGAGGGUGUUUAUUCGGUUUACGGAUGGGGUUUCGGCGCUCAGGGCUGUCAACGCACUCGAAGGUCGCAUAUUCAACGGCAACGCGAUUGUCCCGAGGUUUUAUGAUUUGGAGAAGUUUGAGGCGGGGGUAUAUAAGUAGUGUAGUACGUCCCAGUAUCGUUGUCUAGCAACUCGAACAGAUACCAGACCCAUUCCCCCCUUUGAACAGCCAGACCAUGCCCAAACAAACAACAACCAUGCCUCAUAAGAACCCCAUCACUCCUUUAUUAAAACGUCAAACCCCUAUCGUCCAUCCCUAAAAGUCUUUUCUGUCCAUUAAUACUCCGCCAUU
Neurospora tetraspora is the source of this 1945-nucleotide messenger RNA. RefSeq lists its product as uncharacterized. The transcript has 4 exons. Gene Ontology annotation, molecular function: nucleic acid binding. The record is from RefSeq and is a predicted model, not a curated record. The coding region runs from base 119 to 1753 and encodes 544 amino acids. Gene Ontology annotation, biological process: mRNA cis splicing, via spliceosome. Lineage: Eukaryota; Fungi; Ascomycota; Sordariomycetes; Sordariales; Sordariaceae. Gene Ontology annotation, cellular component: precatalytic spliceosome.